This is a messenger RNA of Panicum hallii, 2228 nucleotides long. RefSeq names its product pentatricopeptide repeat-containing protein At3g49240, mitochondrial-like. The transcript has a single exon. Gene Ontology annotation, cellular component: chloroplast. Gene Ontology annotation, molecular function: protein binding. The record is from RefSeq and is a predicted model, not a curated record. The coding region runs from base 69 to 1979 and encodes 636 amino acids. NCBI's taxonomy places the organism in Eukaryota, Viridiplantae, Streptophyta, Magnoliopsida, Poales, Poaceae.
CCCGAAAGGCCGAAACCCCCAAACCCCUCCUCCCCGUCCGGCGGCCGCGCCGUGUCCAACCGCGGAAGAUGUCGCUUUCCAAACCUCUCUCGGCGCGCCGCCUCGUGCCGGCGCUCUUCCCGCUCGCGCACGCGGACGCCGCCUCGGCCGCGGCGGCACGCCGCGAGCGCCGCCAGGACACGUUCGUCGCGACGCCCCCCGUCCCCGCGCCCUCCCCGAAGGCCGUGCGCCUCGCGGAGCCGCUCCCCACGCUGGCGCCGUCCCGCCUCGCGCUGCACAACCGGAUCCUCGCGCUCCUCUCGGGCCCCCAGGCCGACCUACCGGAGGCGGCGCUCCUCACCCGCCACGCGCUUCACUCCAACUGCCGCCCUUCCUCCUUCACCUGCGCCGCCGUCCUCGCAGCGCUCCUCCGCGCGCGCCGCCUCGACGACUUCUUCGCGCUGCACCGCUUCGCCCUCCAGGCCGCCGUCCCGCCCACCGCCGCCACGCACGUGCUCUACCUCUCCGCGCUCGCAGCGCGCCGCCUCCCUGACGACGCGCUCCAUCACCUCCGCCUCCUCGCCAGGCCUGGCUCCCCCGUGCCGCCCUCCCCUACGGCCUAUCGCGUCGUCGUCGAGUGCCUGGUGGCCGACCACGGCAGACUCGCGGAUGCCGUCCUUCUCAAGGAUGAGAUGCUCGACUCUGGGGUUGUGGGGCCGGAUCCCAAGGUCUACAACCUUCUCAUGGCUGGAUUCGUGGGUGCUAGGGAUGGAGCCAAAGCUGUGGAGCUAUACCAAGAGCUCACGGACAAGGUUGGCGGCAAGCCGGUUCUUGAUGGCAUUGUCUAUGGAAGUCUCAUGAAGGCGUAUUUCCUUAUGGGAAUGGAGGAGAAGGCUAUGGAGUGCUACAAAGAGGUGCUUGGUUUGGAAUCGGAGGUGAGGUUUGGGGCUGAGAGCUACAAUGAGGUGGUUGAGGCACUUGGACAGCAUGGGAUGUUGGAGCAUGCACUCAAUCUGUUCGACAGAAUGCUUGGGGAGCAUGACCCUCCACUGCGGAUUGCAGUUGAUCUGAGAAGCUUCAGGGUGAUGGUCGAUGCCUAUUGUGCUGCUGGGAGAUUUGAAGAUGCAAUUGCAGUGUUCAGAAGGAUGGGGGAGUGGAAGCUGGAGCCAGAUGUUGCAUCCUACAAUAAUUUGAUUCGGCAUCUGGGCCUUAACCAGUUGAUAAGUGAGGCGGAGAUGCUCUACAAUGAGAUGUGCGAGUGUGGUGUUGGCACGAAUGAGGAGACACAUGUACUACUCAUGGAAUCAUGCUUCAGUGUUGAUCGCAUUGAUGAUGGCAUCUCUUACUUUGACAAAAUGGAUGGAUUGGAGCUGAAGCCUGAUGCGAUUGCAUAUCAUAAACUUGUUGGUGGCCUGGUGGGUUUCAGUAUGCUUGAUAAGGCUCAGGAAUAUUUUGAUCAGAUGAAAGGGAAGGGAGUUAGCCCAAGCAUCUCAAGCUACGAGACAUUGCUGAAGGCAUAUGUUGCUGCUGGUCAGUUGGAUGCUGCAGCCAAGGUUGCAAAAGCUAUUCUUUUGGACGAGAAGGUUGUGUUCAGUGACGAAAUGAGGGAGCUCUUGGAAGGAGCAUUACGUGGAGAUGGAAGGGAAGAUGAUAUUACCAAGUUAUAUGAUGAUGUGGAGAGGGAAAAAGCUGAGGCAGAAGCCCGUGCUGCGGAAGAGAAGGCGAGGGCAGAGGCUCUUGCCAAGGAAGAGAGGGAGAGAAGGAGGGCAGAGGCUGCUGCUAAGGAUGAGGCUGCGGCUAAAGCCAGUGCUGCUGCUAUUGAAGCUAUCCUAGCCCAUAAAAGGAAGAUGGAGAAUGGAGUAUCUCCUGCUCCUGAUGCAAACACCCUGGAUGGUGGCUUUCUCAGUAAGUUAGGCCUUAGAUCAGCUGGAGAAGGCGCACUUCAAGGCACUCCGCAAAUUACAGAAGGGAUGGGAGACGACGGGCAGGGACAACUGUGAUGACCACGAGAAAUCCUAUACAUCCUGACAAGCUACUAAAGUCAGCAGUAGUUCACAGUGCCUCUUAUAUGUUGUUUUUGUUUGAGGAUAAAACAUGUAGGAGAUGAUCUUAUAUUCAGGCAUAGUUGUCCUUAGAACAUGAACUGCAGAUGGUAGAAGUUGCAGUAUAUUGUGCCAAUUUCUAUUUCUGUUACCAUGGAACUCAUGAUUUGCUCAAAAACUUUGAAGUAAAAUUAUUCCUCUUUGGCA